This is a messenger RNA of Arabis nemorensis, 414 nucleotides long. The record is from the annotation of a GenBank genome assembly. NCBI's taxonomy places the organism in Eukaryota, Viridiplantae, Streptophyta, Magnoliopsida, Brassicales, Brassicaceae.
AUGGUAGUCAUUCAUAGGGUUUACUUGGAAACGCUCUACUCUAACCCGGUUGCAAAUGUUCCUAACCUUUUGGAACAUAACAACAGUCGCUCCGUUGACCAAAUUAUAAUACUUGAUGGGGGUGAAGAUACUCCAAUGGAAGCUGCAGGACCUGAGAAUACACCACUUACCAUUCAUGCCGGGGAACAACAAGCAGAUGCUGACUUGCAGUUGACAGAGACUCCUAUCAACAACGUAAAUCACGAGUCUGGGGAUGCUGGUCUAAAUCUUAUUGACUCUUACAUGCAAGCAGAUGUGGAGGAAAACUUUGGCGAUGUUGAUGGCUCUAGAGCAUACUGGGAAAGCCUCCUCACGCAAGGCAAUGAAGACACACUUUUGUACUGGGAGUUUUGUACAGGGAAGACUAUGCUGUGA